CUUGUACCCUUGUGUGCGUCCCGUUUCUGCCUGAACAUUUCCAUAGCUGAUAUUUUAUUUUUUUUAUUUAAUAAUUGCCUGUGUCUGUCAUGCUCCACAGAAGAGGUGUACGUUUCUGAGCGAGAGGGCAGCGAUGCCACUGGUGACGGGACGCAAAAGAAACCCUUCAAGACUGUUUUAAAGGCUUUGAUGACAGCAGGAAAGGAACCAUUUCCAACUAUUUAUGUGGAUUCACAAAAAGAAAACGAGAGAUGGACCAUUAUUUCAAAGUCGCAGAUGAAAAAUGUCAAAAAACUGUGGCACAGGGAACAAAUGAAGAAUGACUCCAAGGAGAAGAAGGAGGCAGAAGAUCUCUUGAGGAGAGAGAAGAACCUGGAGGAAGCAAAGAAGGUUGUUAUCAAGAACGAUCCUAGUCUUCCAGAGCCAAAAUGUGUAAAGAUUGAUGCUCUAGAGGCUUACAGAGGCCAGAGAGUGAAGAUUUUUGGCUGGAUUCACAGAUUACGGAGGCAAGGGAAAAAUCUGAUGUUCGUUGUCUUGAGAGAUGGCACAGGUUUUCUUCAGUGUGUCCUUUCCGAUGAGCUGUGUCAGUGUUACAACGGGCUAAUUCUCUCAACGGAGAGCAGUGUUGCAGUGUACGGUACGCUGAACCCUGUUCCCGAAGGCAAGCAGGCUCCAGGAGGCCAUGAGCUGAACUGCGAUUACUGGGAGCUUAUUGGUCUGGCCCCAGCAGGAGGGGCUGACAAUCUACUCAACGAGGAUUCGGAGGUUGAUGUGCAGCUUAACAACAGGCAUAUGAUGAUUCGAGGAGAGAAUAUGUCCAAAAUCUUCAAGGUGCGCUCCAUGGUAGUACAGGCCUUCAGGGAUCACUUCUUUGCCAAUGGAUAUUAUGAAGUCACACCACCGACUUUAGUCCAGACGCAGGUGGAAGGAGGCUCCACCCUAUUCAAACUGGAUUAUUUUGGUGAAGAGGCAUACUUAACGCAAUCGUCCCAGCUCUACCUGGAGACCUGCAUUCCAGCGUUGGGAGAUGUUUUCUGUAUUGCUCAGUCAUACAGAGCUGAGCAGUCCAGGACCCGCAGGCACUUGGCAGAGUACACUCACGUCGAAGCUGAAUGUCCUUUUAUAAGUUUUGAGGAUUUAUUGGAUCGCCUGGAGAACUUGGUUUGUGAUGUAGUAGACAGAGUCUUGAAAUCACCUGCAUCAAGCUUACUGCAUGACCUAAACCCGGGCUUCAAGCCCCCUAAACGUCCUUUCCGACGAAUGAACUAUUCUGAAGCCAUUGAGUGGUUAAAGGAACACGAUGUGAAGAAGGAAGAUGGCACUUACUACGAGUUUGGGGAAGAUAUUCCUGAAGCUCCCGAGAGGCUGAUGACAGACACCAUUAACGAGCCCAUCUUGUUGUGCCGCUUUCCUGCAGAGAUAAAGUCUUUCUAUAUGCAGCGCUGUCAGAAUGAUUCCCGGCUGACUGAAUCUGUUGAUGUGUUGAUGCCUAAUGUUGGGGAGAUUGUUGGAGGCUCUAUGCGUAUCUGGGACAGCGAGGAGCUACUCGAAGGCUACAAGAGGGAAGGCAUUGAUCCCACGCCGUACUACUGGUAUACUGAUCAGAGAAAAUAUGGUACGUGCCCUCAUGGUGGAUAUGGUUUGGGAUUAGAACGGUUCCUAACCUGGAUUCUGAACAGGCACCAUAUCCGAGAUGUCUGUCUCUACCCACGCUUUGUCCAGCGCUGCAAACCUUAGCCAUCCGUGUGAUAAACUCCCAGAAAAUGGAGCAACUGGUGCCUGAUCAGGAAUGAUACACGCUGCUCUACUACAGCCUGUCUGAGAACAAGACUUGCCGCAACCUGUUGCUAAUACAAAUACUAAUUUAGAGUGUGAAAAGGGAAAGAAACAACCCCCUUUUUUAAGGAAAAUACUACUAAUUAACUGGAAGAAGCCUGAGAAAAAAUUGUUAGGCACAUUUAUGCGCUCAAGUCAACAUAAAUCAAAGAUCCCUGUAAGCUGUCAUUUAAAAAACCAGAUGCGCUUCUGCUUUUAAUUUCUGUGACUUAAAAGAAAAUAUGCUGGCCACUUGAGUGGUGUUUUGGGUUUUUUUAAAUUUGCAUUAAUUUUAAUUUGUUUUCUCUUGUGGUUUCUUGUUGGAGAAAUCAGGAGUUCAAGCUCUUUACAUUCCCAAAUACUGACCUCUGAGGGCGGUAUGAAAAGAUGGCAUCUAAGGAGCCCAGCCAAGUAUAAAAAUGGGAAUAAUGAUUUUAAGCGCUGCAGUUUCUAAUCUCCUGCUGUUUUAGUGGAUGUUCUGUUUGAGUUUACUCAGCAGCAAGGUAUGUAGGAUUGAGCACGGAAUUCCACUGCAAGAGACAUGGGUUGGGGUUUUUUUUCCCAAAUUCUUGGUUAAAGUGGUGAGGCUGAUGGUGAGGUCUGCUUGCAGCAGGCUUCCCGAUAGCUGGGGAUGACGCGCCGCAGCGGGUCCAUGCACACCCAGCCCACGCUGCAUUACAGUAGGAGGGGACGUUGUUAGCUCCUGGGCACUGGGAUCUUUGUGUGCCUUCCAAAUUGAGACUCUGCCUUCUGUUUCAAAGCAGAAAUGGCUGAUUGAAGACCCAGAGACAGUGGUAACUUUGAAAUCCAGUUGGAUUUCAGCGUUGUACACUGACUGGCUUGCUGUCCUCUCCAGGUGAAUUGUAGCUCAAGCAGGGUGUUCCCAACUCACGCUGAGGUAUGUUUUCAUAGUAGAGCAGUUCCAUGUUUCCUAGCUGGCUCCGUGCUCUCUUGUGCUGCUGCAUCCGAGCAGAUUCUCUGGCUGUAAUCAAGUUACCAAAUACAAUUAAUUAAAUAUUUUGGGUUGAGCCAUCUGUAUGCUUUUUAGUCAUAAAUAGAGCAGUCCAUAUUACUAGAGAGAAAAAAAAUUGGCAGGUGCAUCCCUUGCUACCUGCACUGAGACUUGAUCUGGAUCUGCCAUUCCUAGAAUUGUUGAGCUGUGCAGUACCCAUAUUUUUGUAAGAAGUGUUUGGUUUUCCUCAUCUUGCAUGUUAUGUCUAUAAACUGGUCUAAAUCAGCAACCAAUAAAUUAUGGCAACAC
Messenger RNA from Egretta garzetta (little egret), 3076 nucleotides. It is a transcript of the gene NARS1, whose product is annotated as asparaginyl-tRNA synthetase 1. Gene Ontology annotation, molecular function: ATP binding; asparagine-tRNA ligase activity; nucleic acid binding. The transcript has 14 exons. Gene Ontology annotation, cellular component: cytoplasm. Gene Ontology annotation, biological process: asparaginyl-tRNA aminoacylation. Lineage: Eukaryota; Metazoa; Chordata; Aves; Pelecaniformes; Ardeidae. The record is from RefSeq and is a predicted model, not a curated record. The coding region runs from base 190 to 1737 and encodes 515 amino acids.